Thelazia callipaeda (thelaziosis nematode) is the source of this 2895-nucleotide messenger RNA. NCBI's taxonomy places the organism in Eukaryota, Metazoa, Nematoda, Chromadorea, Rhabditida, Thelaziidae. The record is from the annotation of a GenBank genome assembly.
AUGCAGUCGAAAAGAAUGUUUUUUGUAUUGUAUUUAGAAUGUGCUUCGGAGAAUGAAUAUAGGUGUAACAGCGGGAAAUGUAUCCCUCUGUCUUGGCGCUGUGAUGGAGAUGAAGACUGUCCAGACGGUGAUGACGAAGAAAAGUGUGCACAAAUAUCGUGUAAACCAGACAAGGAAUUUGAAUGUGUCUCUGAACCUACCGAACUUCUAGUUCAUAGAUCAAAAAUACGCAAUUAUCCAUCUCGAUGUAUCCCCAAAAAUUGGGUUUGCGAUGGAGAAUCUGAUUGUUACGAUUCAUCGGAUGAAAAAGGAUGUCAAAAUAUAACAUGUGAAGAGGACCAGUUUGUAUGUGAACAAUACAAAGGCCAUGCCAGAAUGUGCAUUCCGAAAUCAUGGAAAUGUGACGGACAAAAUGAUUGUCUUGAUAUGUCUGAUGAAAAGGAUUGUGAAAAAAUAAAAACGUGCAGCACAAACGAGUUUCAAUGCAGUAAUGGUGUAUGCAUAUUCAAAAACUGGUUUUGUGAUGGUGAUGAUGAUUGUGGUGAUGGUUCAGAUGAAGAUCCUGAGAAGUGUCCUAAUACUACUUGUGAUUCCAAGGAUAAAUUCCAGUGUGGAUCAGGUAAAACAUGUAUUCCACAAAAAUGGGUCUGUGAUGGUGAAGCUGAUUGUAAAGAUCAUUCAGAUGAAAAAGAUUGUAAGGCCAUAGGUUCAGCUUUAGGUCAGCACCCACAGCUUGCUUCUUGCCAUCACAGUUUUGAAUUCCGUUGUCAAAAUGGAGGCCAUUGUAUUAAUAGAGCUUGGAAAUGUGAUGGAGAAAUGGACUGUGCUGAUGGCUCAGAUGAAGAAAACUGUGUCAAACGUGAAUGUACAGCCUCGGAAAAGAAAUGUGAUAUGGAUAGUUGUAUUGCGGCAAGCAAGUGGUGUGAUGGUUCUUAUGACUGCCUUGAUGGAACUGAUGAAAAGGAUUGCGCAGUGCAUGCUAAGCGUAUGUCAUAUAUAUAUUUGCAAGUCUUGAACUGUGCUAAAUUUCGUAUGAUGUGGUUUCAUGCUUCAGAUAUGGAUUUUGCAUUUUAUUCUUCAGCACUUUUUCCAGCAGAACAGUGUGACGAAAACACGGAAUACAGUUGUCCAGGAGCUCCUGUGCAAUGCGUUAAACUUGAAGAUUUAUGUGUUGAAGGAAAGCCAAACAAUGAUUGCUUGAAAUCUGUUUGCUCAUCUCAUUUAAACUUAUCUCUGUGUGAUGAAUCAUCAACAUCACAUUGUAAAUGUCGAACAACAAAUAUGAAUGGUACUAUUUGUCACUGCCCCCGUGGUUUCGAAUUGAAAGGUCGAAUUUGCGUAGUUUUGCUAACCAAGCCUUUUAAAGAUAUUGAUGAGUGUGCGCAGGUUGGUAUAUGUGCUCAAAUAUGUACAAAUACAGUCGGUGGAUACAUUUGUGAAUGUUAUGCUGGCUAUCACCUCACGAUGGGCAGGACGACGAGCACUACAGGUUCUAAAAGCAUGGGUGUAUGUCGUGCAAAGGGCAGUGAUCCACUUUUAUUACUUUCGAAUCGAGCGGCUAUUCGAAGGUUUGAUUUGGUUACAAAUAAAUACGAACCACUUGUUGGAAAGCUUGAUUCUGCAGUUGCCAUGGACUUUCUACAUAGAAACGACACAUUAAUUUGGUCGGAUGUUUCACAAGAAAAGAUAAUGAUUUGUCACAUGGGUAAAGGUUUGAAAACUUUGGAAGAUGUCCGUGGUUGUGCGGAAGGAGAACAUAAUAUAACUCUAAUUGAUAAAGACGUUUCCACACCAGAUGGUCUUGCUGUGGAUUGGAUUCACCAGUUAUUGUUUUGGACUGAUACUGGCCUUGAUCAGAUCAAUGUUGUGGAUUUAGUCACUCGUAAACGACGAACAUUGUUUUCCGAAAAUUUGGAUGAACCGCGCGCAAUAGCUGUAGACCCUUUGCGUGGGUUGAUUUUUUGGACAGAUUGGGGUACUAGUGCUCGUAUCGAACGUGCCGGUAUGGAUGGUAACAAUAGAACGACAAUCAUCUCUGGUGAAAUGAUUAAAUGGCCAAAUGGUUUGGCUUUGGAUAUUCUUGAACAAAGACUUUAUUGGGCAGAUGCAAAAGUCAAAUUAAUUAUGUCUUGUGACUACUGGGGACAAGAUAUCAGGCUUGUACUUCGUUCACAUGAACGAGUGAAGCAUCCAUUUUCGUUAACUGUUUUUGAAGAUCGUCUCUACUGGACAGACUGGGAUCAUGAAGGAGUUCUUACCGCCAAUAAAUUCACUGGCAGUGACUUCAAAACGGUAAUGAAUGGUGUUUCUGGUCCAAUGACAGUCAGAGUGUAUCAUGAAUUAGCCCAACCAGAUCAUCCAAAUAAGUGUGCCGAUCAUGAAUGUGAACAUAUGUGUCUUCCGAAGGCUCAUCUUCCCGUCAACAAAGAUUCCCGUUUCUCAAUGAAGGGCCGUCCUUAUACAUGUGCUUGCAUGAAUGGCUUUCUUGUUAACUUACAUAAUGAAAAUUAUUGUGUUUUGGAGACCGAUGCCAUCGAAAGUAAAAAAAUGGAUGGAUCUUCUCCAAUUUCACUUUCUUCUCUAUUUCUCCUUUUACUCAUUUGCUUUGCUGCCAUUGGAGUUUAUUCAUGGUAUCGCAAACGACCAACAAGCUUUGCGGUGCUUCAUGUCGAUAAUCCAGUUUACAGACGUACAGUAGAAGAAAUCGAUGCUGAUAUGGAUCCAUUUACUGAUGCUUCUGCUGGUUUAAAUGGCAUUCAGCGAGGUGUGAAACUUGUUAUUGAUCAAGAACAGCAAAAUAAAUAUAGUCCUACUAGUGCUCCAGCACCAACAUCCAGUACUUCGUUGAGUAUCCCGGUAUUCAUAUUGUUAUAUUUCACCACUUCACAAAAAUAA